AAAAUUGAAGUAAAUGAGUAUGAAGCAAGAGGAAGCAGCCUAAGUACGUAAAUCAUCCAGAUAAAAGAAAAUGACCGAGAACUUUAAAGAAAUGCUUUAAGAGAUCAAGGAACAAAAACCAUCUGCCAAGAAAUCAGAUUAAAAAUAAGACAAGUGCUAAUAAAAGAAAGUAUAAGAAUAAAAGAAAGUGUAUGAGUAUGGACAUAUGACUGAUUGGCUUGAUUGCAUCUAUCCACAUGAUAAUGGAUAAACAUUCGACUUGGAAAUAUAAUUCUGUGUAUUAAAGCCAAAAAAACCAACCAUCAAAAAGCCUAAAAAGGAAUAAUCUGAAGAGGGAAUAAUGUCUUUAAUUCAAAACUUAUUAACCAAUCUUAAUCAGAAUCCAGAACAAAUGAGGAGACAGAGCGAAUAGUAAAUAUAGAAGGUCCAAACAACUAAUGAUGGUAUCGUAGUAUACCAUCCUUACUUUAAGAAAAUUGAAUAUCAAAGCAAGAAACCACAGUAGAUUGACUAGAUUGAACCAUCUAUUGAGUUAGACAGUCUAAAAUAAAAAUUUGAAACUAUCAAAAAGACCUUUAGACCAUUGAUACUUAUUUGAUUCGCAAUUAAAUAUAUAUGACAUAUUAAUACAAAUUCUAGUUAUUA
This is a messenger RNA of Paramecium tetraurelia, 645 nucleotides long. RefSeq lists its product as uncharacterized. The record is from RefSeq and is a predicted model, not a curated record. The transcript has 5 exons. NCBI's taxonomy places the organism in Eukaryota, Ciliophora, Oligohymenophorea, Peniculida, Parameciidae.